UGUGAGUAAGAAAGAUCGAGCUUCUUUCCUUGUUCAGUGGUUACAGAGAGUGUGGGGGAGGGAGAAAAGCGAAGAAAAGAGAUUGAAAGGGGGCUAAAACAACACAGAAAAAACAGUCACCCCACAAACCCUAAGGAAUUAACAGUAAAAGAGCGUACGCAUAGCGAAUGUGGAGGGCUCGCAUGCAUUCAUUCAUUGCUGGAGUUCUGUGAAAGCGAAAAAUUGUUAGACAGCGCAGCCCAGUAGAAGAAAAUAAAGUCAAAGGAAUCUGGGCAAUGUGAGGAAUGCUGCUGAGAGAGGCAGAGACGAUUGCUAGUGAGGGAGAGCUGGUGUUUGGAUAGCCUGUCCAGUUGGCCGCUGUGAAAAAUUAUAUAACCGGUGUGUUCAGGAGUGAUGUAAGAAGGCAUUGGGCGUAUCUCUGACGUGCUUCUGACGUGCUUCUGUAAAAUGUAGUAUCAUGUACCGGUGUGAACGUUAACACAGAACUACCCGCUCCGCUGCUCAGGAAAGCCAGCAGAGAGAGAGAGGGAGAGAAAGGGAAAGGGAGAAGAAGCUGAAGUAGCUAAAGGAGUUAUUCAGUGACGAGAGCAUUGAGGGAUUCUUCGAGCAAGUCUGUAAGUAAAUGAAUUCGGUUCACAGUUUGCUUCCCUCUGAAGUGAAAAAAGAAGAACAAACCUAUUUUAAAGUGUAUUUAAAACAAAACUGAAAAAAAACACCGCUUCUGCUCUGGACCUGUGGAAGUGUCACCAGCCUGGAACAGCACCAUGUGUCAUGUGAUUGUAACUUGCCGCUCAAUGCUGUGGACUCUGAUGAGCAUCGUGGUGGCCUUUGCUGAACUGAUUGCCUUCAUGAGCGCAGACUGGCUAAUCGGGCGAGCCAAGCCCCUUGUGAACGACAUCAAGACCAGCGCUGAGCCCUACCGGCCCACCUUGGGCAUCUACGGGCGCUGCAUCAAAGUAGCCAACCUGAGGAGCAUAACCCUCUGCGGCCCGUACGCCGAGAACUUCUGGGAGAUUGCCAGUGGGUUCUGGCAAGCCACUACCAUUUUCUUGGCAGCCGGACUCUUGCUGCUCUGCACUGUGGCUUUUAUUUCUAUCUUUACAAUGUGCUUUCAGAGCAUCAUGAAGAAAAGUAUUUUUAACGUCUGUGGAUUACUACAGGGAAUUGCAGGUCUUUUCUUGAUCCUGGGCCUGAUGUUGUACCCGGCUGGCUGGGGCUCCCAGAAGGUGCAAGAUUACUGCGGCCACGACGCGUCUCCAUACAAGGUGGGGGAGUGCUCGCUGGGCUGGGCCUUCUACACAGCCAUCGGGGGCACUGUGCUCACCUUCAUCUGUGCCGUGCUGUCCGCACAGGCUGAGAUCGCCACGUCAAGCGACAGAGUGCAGGAGGAGAUCGAGGAGGGCAAGAGCCUCAUCUGCCUGCUGUGAGAGUGCUAGGGAGCCCUCCUCCUCCUCCUCCUCCAUGCCUGGGAAUAUAGGAUCCUUCCCAAGGAACACUCCUCCUCCUCCUACUCCUCCUUGCUUGGGAAUACAGGAUCUUUCCCAAAGAGCACUCCUCCUCUUCCUCCUCCUCCUCCAUCCAUCCUCCUUCUCACCUCGGAAUACACGAUCCUUCACGAGGAACACUCCUCCUCCUCACCUGGAAUACAGACUCUUUCCAUCAUCUCUGCUCAGUGUAGAAAGGGAGCACAACAUUGUUUACCACUAAGACUGACAGCAUGUGGUCCUUAGGCUGCCGUGGCCUUGUUGUUUUUUAGUUUAAUAAUCGUCGUUGUAAGCAGCAUCAGAAAAAAAAAGACUCGCCCUGUGUCAAUCCAUUGUGCCAAUCUUGUGCCACAACGAGACAACAUGACUUGUAUAUACCUUGUAAAUAAUGUACAGAACGUGUUGCAUAACAGACUGAUGUUGAAUUUGUUGAAACUGGGAUGACUGUUUUCAGUCUCAUUAAUUUUUUUAUUUUAAUCUAAAAAACCAGCAGUUUUGUACAUGUUUUCCCUUGCUAAUAGAAUCAUUGUAUUCUCAAACCACUAUGUGCAUAAAAACAAAACUUUGGUAACAACUUCAGUGCCCAGCAUUGUGCUCAAAAAUACCUUUUCACAGUUUUUUAUUCUUUUCCUUUAUGUGCACAGUACUACCAACUGGGAUCAGUCAAUAUACUGGGGCAGCUAGUGAAGUUGGCUGUUGGAUUACCAGUACAAGGUGCUUUGCUGGAGCAAAAGCACAUGAUUGAAAUAUAUUCGUUAUCCCUCAACAGCCCUACCUUGGCCUGAAAUCCACUCCUUGGGAUCUGAAUGUAAAAGAUGCUCUGUGCAGGUUCCAAACCAUUCUGUGAAGCAUGGUUCUUCAGAGAGGACCACGCGUCCAGAGCAUAAAGGACAAUACCAGAUAGCGGUGCCAACAGCUACUUCAAAUAGCCUCUGUCUUCAAAUUCUUGCAGGAUCAAAUAUCUUUUUCCCACAUGCCAGAGCUUCCAAAGUUAAAAACAAAAACUAAAACCUAUAUUUCAGCCCCCACCCUACCCUCUGGGAUGCCCCGGUGCCAGCUGCUGUCACUCCCCACACCAGCCAGGUGACCUGGCCAGGGCUGCCUUCUCUUACACAGGGAUGUGUUUUCCAUCAUUAACUAACUACAGGCUUGGAUUGUAGUUUCCUGGGCAGUCUGCAGCUUGGGGUAGCUAAUGCCAGAAACAAUAGUGCUCUCAAUAAUGUUCUCCCAGAACAAACACCUGGGACUGGCUCAAGCAGUCAUUGUUCUGAGUCCUUCAAGCCAGGGUGUGCUGUUAUCAAUGACUGAAUAAGCAGACGUUUUCUGUUUAUUUUGAAUAAGAAGUGCACAGAUGCAUGAGUUUAAGCUGGAGUGGUGUAUAUCUGAGAAAAAAAAGAAGAAAUCUAAAAGGUACUGUAACAAUAUCUGUUUUAUGGAAAUCUUGACUAGAUUCUGUGGGAAAGCAAUUGCAUGGGCCAGUCCCUGUGUUCAGAGGCUGUGUUGUGUAGAGAUACAAGCAGGUUUCCACACUCUUAAUCAACAGUGUCAACAGAUUUGUUCACCUCACACCCACCUUUACAACAGCUGGUAAACUGCAGAAACCUCCCUCAUAAUUCACUGAAGCAAACGGCAGCUUGUGAUUCCAGCGCACGUAGUUCAGUGCUCUACAGAGUGCUAUUGGACCUGGCUGUAUCAUUUUUUAUUAUUUCCAGAAAGAUGGCUCCGUUCUAAGUGGGUUACUUUUUCUUGUUAACAAGUUUGAGUUAUUAUAAUAAUAAAAACGAUGCCCCCACCUUCAAAGGAAAUUAAGUUAUGAGAGCCCAAUCAUCAACCAGCUAUUCAGUCUCAAUUUACUGGCUUUCAGUUGACAAUCGGCCACGCUUCAUUUACAAGGUCUCCGAAGUGCCUUGACAUCAGGACAGUGAAAACUGAAAGCAGGAUGGCUCACACGAACAGUAGAACCAUCUAAACAAAGGCCUACUGUGUUUUUUCCCACCAAAGGAAACUGGAAGGUGCAACUUUUUGGUUUAGAGUGACAUUAACAAUGUAAAGAAUGAAAGGGUGAGCACCUUGCUGAGUGAUCCUGCUGAUGUAAGCAGUCUUGUGAAGAGUUCUGCCGGGAAUGCCAGUGAAGCAGUGGCUGAGAGCCAAAGGCAGCUACAGUAGUAUCAUGUCUCAGCAAUGUCGGGUUUAUGAAACUGACCCUGCGAACUCGGUUCAGUCUCUAGGGGAGGAAAAAGAAUAUGUUCAGUACAAUAUUUCAUUUCAGCUUUUUAACAAACAGUGGAACUUUUAUGUUGAUUUCUUCGGCCAGGAAUGUCACUACCUUCUAAUUAAAAAAGAAAGCUGGUGUGCUUCUCAAACGAGACACAUUCUUUAGUUUGCUUUACCUUCACAUCUGUGUCCAUUUCAAUAAUGUCCUUGGCAAAAUAUAAAAUAACAGAAUUUCACUUUGGCAGAACAGUGAAAUCUAAUGUUGGUAUGUUUACAGAAGUUAAAAUAUAUAUGAAGCAGGUCCCUUCUACUAGCCAACAGCUUUUUUGAAUCCUUCAUUUCAAAUUGUGGGGAAAAUGGCAGAUGUUCUUGUAUAGUGACUGCAUGGGUUGAUUGUUUUGUUUGCCUGAUUGUAAGCAGGCUGCUGUUGAGCCUGUGUACCUACAUCAGAUACAUGUUGUAGGGUUAUUUCCCACCAGCUUUUCCAAUGUGUUCAAUGUCUGUGGUGGUGUUUUUUUUUUUUUAAAUGUAAUGUAUGUAUUGCAAAGUGCCAUAAUCUUUCCUGUAAAUGUAACCUAUUUAAAUAUAUAUAUGUGUAUACUCCUAAGUAUGUGAGAUAUGUGCAAUAUCAAAACAAAACAAGUGUGAAAAUGGACUUUUGUCCUUGUACUCCUUCCUCUGCCCUAGCAUGCCUUGAGUGAGUUUUAAAAUCACUACCUAUUUACAAUCAAACCGGAUGACUACCCAACAUUACUGCAGCUGGAAUCCAAUGUUUAUCCUGCGUUCUUCGCUCCAGUGAACGGAACAGAUACAUACAGUGCAUCACAGAAUGCACUGAAGAGAUCUGUGGCUGCUGAUGUCAGAGGCUAAUGCCUUAGUUUAACCCUUUAAUGACAACUUUUGACUUCACCAGACAUCCGCCAGAAGCCAAUAAUUACCCUGCUAAUGUGGUUUCUUCUUAGGAGAAUUCCUUUCUUUGGGAGCUCUGUGAUAAAUGUGGUGUUUGGAUGGAUAGCCCUGUAAGAAAGCUGCUCACAGUGCUGUCUAUUAUCACCUCUCUUUCAGCUCUGCAUAUACAGGCAUGGUGUGAGUGUGUGUGCUUGGAGCAAUGGGGCUACCUUCUGUAUUACAGCAGGAGUCCUAUGCUUUCUGAAGUCUCCCUCUACAUCAAUAACCAGGUCAUUCGGCAUGACAGCUGCAGUGCUAUCUCUACACACUUCCUUUUCCUGUUCCCAGCUCUCCCAUUCCAUUCCAUGUGCCUUUUAUGGAGAUUAUUAUUCAACCAGUGAUGUCUUAAAAAAAAAAAAAAACACCCAUUUUCAAACCCACAUGCUCAGCACUAUCAAAAAUUAAAAUUGGUUUUGUAGGGCAAUGUGUCGUUUCCAUUGUCAGUCUCCCUUUGUUUGUCAAAUCAUCGAAUUACUGCUGUUCUGUUUAUCAGGUGACCUGAGAGCUUACUGGAGGGAUGCUGGAGUUGUAUUGUAGAGGAAGACUCCUCUGAGUUUCCUUCCAGUUGACCAUGUGUUUGUAUGCUUCUGUAACAAGGGAAUUCAGCAGCAAUGCAUGCCAAGCUCUUAUGACAUUGAAAUGAGCGACGCCACUUUGAAAUAAUAAACCUGGUCUUGUUUAAA
Messenger RNA from Polyodon spathula (Mississippi paddlefish), 5329 nucleotides. RefSeq names its product LHFPL tetraspan subfamily member 2 protein-like. NCBI's taxonomy places the organism in Eukaryota, Metazoa, Chordata, Actinopteri, Acipenseriformes, Polyodontidae. Gene Ontology annotation, cellular component: membrane. The coding region runs from base 765 to 1427 and encodes 220 amino acids. The record is from RefSeq and is a predicted model, not a curated record. The transcript has 5 exons.